AUGGGUAGAGUUAGAACUAAGACCGUCAAGCGUGCUUCCAAAGCUUUGAUUGAACGUUACUAUCCAAAGUUGACUUUGGACUUCCAAACCAACAAGAAAUUAUGUGAUGAAAUUGCUACCAUCCAAUCCAAGAGAUUGAGAAACAAGAUUGCUGGUUACACCACCCAUUUGAUGAAGAGAAUUCAAAAAGGUCCAGUUAGAGGUAUCUCUUUCAAAUUGCAAGAAGAAGAGAGAGAAAGAAAGGAUCAAUACGUUCCAGAAGUUUCCGCUUUGGACUUGUCUCACUCCAAGGGUGUUUUGAACGUUGACAACCAAACCGCUGAUUUGGUUAAAAACCUUGGUUUGAAAUUGCCAUUAUCUGUUACCAGCGUAUCUGCUCAAAGAGAAAGACGUUUCAGAAGAAGAGUUUAA
Zygotorulaspora mrakii is the source of this 411-nucleotide messenger RNA. RefSeq names its product 40S ribosomal protein eS17 (gene RPS17B). The transcript has 2 exons. Bases 1 to 411 code for a protein of 136 amino acids. Gene Ontology annotation, biological process: translation. The record is from RefSeq and is a predicted model, not a curated record. Gene Ontology annotation, molecular function: structural constituent of ribosome. Lineage: Eukaryota; Fungi; Ascomycota; Saccharomycetes; Saccharomycetales; Saccharomycetaceae. Gene Ontology annotation, cellular component: ribosome.